AUGGGUAAUGAUGCUCAUAUGAUUGAGCAAUUCAAGAGAGAAAUGAUGAUGAAAUAUGAGAUGAGUGACAUGGGUUUGCUCAAGUACUUCCUUGGUAUAGAAGUUCAUCAAAGUGAUGAUGGAGUGUUCAUUUCUCAAAGCAAGUAUGCCAAAAAGGUGUUGCAGAAAUUUGGUAUGCUUGGUUGUAACCCCACAUCUACACCACUUGUAGUGAAUGAUAAACUCAAGAAGGAUGAUGGAGGAAGAAAAGUUGAUGAGACUUACUAUAAAGGUUUUAUUGGAAACUUGUUGUUAAUUACACAUACAAGACCCGACAUCAUGUUUGCUUCAAGUAUGCUUUCUAGGUUCAUGAGUUCACCUAGUCAUCUACAUCUUGGCGCGGAAAAGAGGUUGUUAAGGUAUAUUCAAGGAACAAUGAAUUUUGGAAUCAUGUAUUCAAGAAAUUUGGAUGUCAAAUUAGUUGGUUAUUCUGAUAGCGACUUGGGAGGGUGUAUUGAUGACAUGAAGAGUACAUCGGGUUAUGAUUUUUCUCUUGGUUCGGGUAUAUUCACAUGGGCAUCGAAGAAGCAAGAAACCGUAGAUCAAUCCACGGAGGAGGCGGAGUACAUUUAG
Papaver somniferum (opium poppy) is the source of this 612-nucleotide messenger RNA. RefSeq lists its product as uncharacterized. NCBI's taxonomy places the organism in Eukaryota, Viridiplantae, Streptophyta, Magnoliopsida, Ranunculales, Papaveraceae. The transcript has a single exon. The record is from RefSeq and is a predicted model, not a curated record. Bases 1 to 612 code for a protein of 203 amino acids.